Melampsora larici-populina 98AG31 is the source of this 834-nucleotide messenger RNA. RefSeq lists its product as uncharacterized. NCBI's taxonomy places the organism in Eukaryota, Fungi, Basidiomycota, Pucciniomycetes, Pucciniales, Melampsoraceae. The coding region runs from base 1 to 834 and encodes 277 amino acids. The record is from RefSeq and is a predicted model, not a curated record. The transcript has 2 exons.
AUGGCUCGAAUGUACGCCUUUGUGAGACUUGUGAUCUUUCUAUCCUCGACUUUCAACCUUACUUUUGCCGCUGUGCAGCCACACCGGGCGGAUACAGUGAGGAAACCUUUACGACUCAAUACUCGCGAUCUAUCAUCAACCUUCAGCAACGGUUUACCCAGUCAUGUCAAUGGUCGAAUUGAGAUCGAGGGAUUUGAAGUCCAACGCGAAUCAGAAUACAACGGCCUAGCGGAACUCCAAAAUAUGUUUGGAGGCCACCACGAUGAUCAUAGCUUCAUGAUGAUCUCUACAAAUUUAGACGAAUCCGAUGACCCGUUCAGAAGUGAAUCAGGAAAUUCCGGUACGAUGAACAUUGAGAUGAUGAUGGUUGAUUUUGGUGAAUCGGAAGGCAACCAAAUUGGGGGAAGUGGUUCCAUUCCAACCAGGAUCGAGAUCGUCAAGUCAGUCAAGAGGAUCAUCCCACCUUCAAUCUUUCAUACCACUCUCAGAGCACAACAAGUCACGGACCACACGCGCGAAAGAUUGGAUAGAUUAAAAACACUCGCUGGUAUGUCGGGCGGAUAUAAAGAUCCAUUUGCAAGGCUUUUCGAAUCACUCGGGGCUGCUGUGAUCGAAAUGGACAGAGACCCUACCAGUGAACCCAGCGAACGUAGUGAACCCAGUGAACCUAGUGUACCAACUGCGACGCAGACGGAAGCGGAAAAGCCAAAAGAUGCACCCAAAACUGCUUUACCAACCUUGAUCCAAAAGGCACCGCAAUCACAAAACACCUUUCAAUUAUCUGAAGACAAGACAACUGACAACUUCAACGUAUCUCAUCAUAACCAAUUGUAA